Molecule: messenger RNA, 4703 nt
Organism: Impatiens glandulifera
Lineage: Eukaryota; Viridiplantae; Streptophyta; Magnoliopsida; Ericales; Balsaminaceae
Product: DExH-box ATP-dependent RNA helicase DExH7, chloroplastic
Exons: 35
Coding region: 83-4411 (1442 amino acids)
Cellular component (GO): intracellular anatomical structure
Molecular function (GO): RNA binding; ATP binding
Source: RefSeq, a predicted model, not a curated record
CGACACAUCUCGUUUGUGCAUGUCUUCAGGCCGGUCCUUGUCUAUAUGAUUGUAGGUAGAGUAAAGGAAAUUUGUGUGUAAAAUGGCUCCGAAGAAGAAGCAACAAAAGCAGAAGUCCUCAUCCUCGUCAUCCAAUGCCAACCCCAAGUCCUCUUCAUCAUCUGGUCCUAAGCUCCAGAUAUCUCUGGAAAACGAGAAUCGACUUCGUCGACUGUUGCUUACUUCUGGUCGAUCGUCGACAACUGUUCAGCUUCGUACUCCGGCCGAUGAAUCACUCUCCAGGGAGCAGAAGUCCAAGCGGCUCCGCACCGUUUAUGAGAAGCUUUCUUGCGAAGGUUUCUCUAAUGACCAAAUCGAACUAGCCCUUUCUGCUAUAAAGGAUGGAACCACUUUUGAGGCUGCAUUAGAUUGGCUUUGCUUGAAUAUACCAGGGAAGGAGCUUCCUACUAAGUUUUCUGCUGGAACUAAUCUUCAUGCAAAUGAAGGUGGAGCUAUUGGUAUCAUAUCAACUGCACAAGAUGACAGGAUCACACCAGUAGAUAUUUCUGCUAGGACUGAGGAGCCUCCUGAAGCUGCUAUUAUGAUAAAGCAACGUUCUGAGGAUGAUACUCUAGAUUCUCGUAAUCCAUCUCAAGCAGAUUGGAUCCGACAGUACAUGGAACAACAGGAAGAGGAUGAACAUGAAUCAUGGGAAGACUAUGCAAAUGAUAUGGAUUCUUCUAAGGAGGUAUCACAAACCAAUAUGACUGUUGAUUCUAUUGUUCAUGAAUACCAUAAAGCACGUCUAGAAGCUACGAAUGCCAAAGCCAGGCGAGACAAAGUGAGCCAGGAACAAGCUGGGAAAUUAAUCCGUAAAUUAAAGCAAGAGAUGGCUAAACUAGGACUAUCUGAUGACAUCCUGGAUUCACAUAAUGAGAUUUCGUCCUUCACCGACUUAAAUAUUGUGCCCAAUGAGUCGAUGGAUUCCUUGCAUCCUAUGGAGGCUCCUUUACUUGCUGUUAUUGAGUCAGCAGGAGAGAGAAAUGCAGAAAAAAUAAGCUCGUUAGAGGUGGUUACUUUAGAUGAAAAGGAUAUUGCAACUGUUCCUGACCUAAUGUUAGAUGAAGACAUUGAGGAUGUAGAGCUUGGUGAUUUCUUCUUGGAAGAUUUUGUGACUAGUGAAACCUUACCUCCAACAGUUGUGAACCUACAAAAGAAAGAACAGAUUAGAAAACUGUCUGAUGGGAAAAAUUUAGAGAAACUAGGAGGCAUUUGGAAGAAGGGGGACCCACCAAAAAUUCCAAAAGCUGUUCUUCAACAACUUUGUCAAAAGUCAGAGUGGGAAGCACCUAAAUAUAACAAAGUCCUUGGUAAAAAGAAUAAUUUCAGUUAUACUGUGAGUGUAUUGCGUAAAGGUGCUGGGAGAGGAAAAAACAGAAAAUCUGGUGGAUUAGUUACUGUACAACUUCCCGAUCCAUAUGACAUUUCGGAAUCUCCAGAGGAUGCACAAAAUAGGGUUGCCGCGUUUGCUCUCAAUAGCCUAUUUCCUGAUCUUCCCGUCCAUCUUCUUAUUACAGAGCCUUAUGCUUCACUUGUUCUACGUUGGGACAAAGGUGAGAUGCUGCCAAAGUUCGGAAUUGGUGAUGAAGAUCGAAGGACUGAUUUUAUAGAUUCAUUGUUGAAUAUUGGUGGCCAUGAAUUUGUUUCUUCUGUUAAUGCUUUGGAGGGCACUACUAUAGUAAAUUUGGCAGAGUCUUCUACUGAAGAAAAUGUUUCUCCUGUUGUUACUAAAGGUCAGAAUCAUUAUAAAGAAGGAGAUAGCAUUAACCUCAGGAGGGAACACGAAUCUAAAAAGAAGAUGCAAAAAUACAAGGAUAUGCUAGCAUGUAGAGCUGCUCUUCCUAUUAUGGGGCUGAAGGAUGAGAUAUUAAGAGUGCUGAAGGAGAAUAAUGUCCUUGUUGUUUGUGGAGAAACAGGCUCAGGAAAAACAACUCAGGUACCACAAUAUAUACUAGAUGACAUGAUUGAAGCAGACCAGGGUGGCUACUGUAACAUCAUUUGUACUCAGCCUAGAAGAAUAGCGGCUAUCUCAGUUGCUGAAAGAGUUUCAGAUGAGCGAUGCGAAUCUUCACCAGGUUCAAAUGGUUCUUUGGUUGGAUAUCAAGUUCGUCUUGAUAGUGCAAGGAGUGAAAAGACAAAGCUUAUGUUUUGCACAACUGGCAUUUUAUUGAGGAGAAUUGCGGGAGACAAAACAUUUUCUGGUGUUACUCAUGUCAUAGUUGAUGAAGUGCACGAACGAUCUCUUCUGGGGGAUUUCCUUCUCAUUGUUUUGAAGAACCUGAUUGCAAAACAAUCUGAUAGUAGCACCCAAAGGUUGAAAGUUAUCCUCAUGUCUGCAACGGUUGAUUCAGAUCUGUUUUCAAGAUACUUUGGUAACUGUCCUGUAGUUACUGCUCAAGGACGAAUGCAUCCUGUCUCAACUUGUUAUCUGGAGGAUAUAUAUGAAAGUAUUAAUUAUCGCCUUCCUUCAGAUUCUGCAGCCUAUAUAAGUAGUGAUGUAUCUAAAAAUAAUAAGAGUGGUCUAGUUACCAAUCGCAGGGGAAAGAAAAACCUUUUGCUCUCUGGGUGGGGUGAUGAAUCUUUGUUGUCAGAAGAUUAUACAAAUCCAUAUUACAUACCAAGUGAUUACCAAACAUAUAGUGAAAGGACUCGACAGAAUUUGAGAAAACUGAAUGAAGAUGUGAUUGAUUAUGAUCUUCUUGAAGAUCUAGUACAUUACAUUGAUGAAACACACUCUGAAGGUGCCAUACUUGUUUUCUUACCAGGACUGUCGGAAAUUCACAUAUUACUUGAUAAACUAGCAGCUUCCUCCAGAUUUGGUGGGCUGUCCGCCGAUUGGAUUCUCGCUUUGCAUUCUUCAGUCUCAUCUAAUGAUCAAAAAAGGGCUUUUCUACGACCUCCAGAUAACAUUCGUAAGGUGGUAUUGGCUACAAAUAUUGCAGAGACUAGUAUAACCAUAGAUGAUGUGGUCUAUGUGAUUGACUCUGGAAGGCAUAAAGAGAACCGAUACAAUCCAUUGAAGAAAUUGUCAAGCAUGGUUGAGGAUUGGAUAUCACAAGCCAAUGCUAGGCAACGUCGUGGAAGAGCUGGACGUGUAAAACCAGGAGUAUGCUUUUGCCUGUAUACACGCCACAGAUUUGAAAAGAUCAUGCGCCCAUUCCAGAUACCAGAGAUUCUAAGGAUGCCAUUGGUGGAACUGUGCUUGCAAAUAAAAUUGCUUUCUUUUGGAAGUAUAAAGGCAUUUUUGUUGAAGGCCUUAGAACCUCCUAGAGAGGAGGCUAUAAACUCAGCAGUUUCAUUAUUAUAUGAGGUUGGUGCCAUUGGAAAUGAUGAAGAAUUGACACCUCUUGGAUAUCAUUUGGCAAAACUUCCAGUUGAUGUAUUGAUUGGAAAGAUGUUGAUAUAUGGUGGAAUAUUUGGAUGUCUAUCUCCGAUUCUUUCUAUAUCAGCAUUUUUAAGCCACAAAUCACCUUUCAUAUAUCCAAAAGAUGAGCGGCAAAAUGCUGAAACAGCAAGAUUGGCUCUGUUGACUGAUAAGUUAGAUGGUGGUGAAUUAGAUGAUGGUAAUAAGAACUCUGACCACCUGCUGAUGAUGGUUGCUUAUAGCAAAUGGAAUAAGAUUCUGCACGAGAGGGGAGAUCGUGCAGCAAAACAAUUUUGCAGUAAAUAUUUCUUAAGCAGUUCAGUGAUGCAUAUGAUAAGAGACAUGCGAAUACAAUUUGGGACAUUGCUAGCAGACAUUGGACUGAUCAAUUCUCCAAAGAGCCAUCAGGUUCAGGGAAAUAGAAAUGAUAAACUUGACAAUUGGUUUUCGGAUAUGUCCCAACCAUUCAAUAUGUAUGCACAUUAUCCAUCAGUUGUGAAGGCAAUAAUAUGUGCAGGACUAUACCCCAAUUUAGCUGCCACAGAAGAUGGAUUGGUCAAACCGCCUUCUGGUUCAGUUAAGUUCUCUUCUACUUCAGCAAUAAAGGGACGCCCUGCUCUAUACGAUGGAAAACGAGAAGUUCACAUACAUCCUUCUUCUAUCAAUAGCACUUUACAAGUUUUCCAACAUCCAUUUAUUGUCUUCCUAGAAAAGGUAGAAACAAACAAGAUAUUUCUUCGGGACACUACAAUUGUAUCCCCUUACUCUGUUUUACUUUUUGGUGGUCCAAUAGAUGUUCAACACCAGACUGGAGUGGUUACUAUAGAUGGUUGGAUAAAACUGGCAGCACCAGCUCAAACUGCUGUCCUGUUCAAAGAACUUCGGAUAACUCUUCAUUCUUUUAUGAAGGAUAUGAUAAAAAAUCCGCAAGCGGGAAUAAUUGCGAACAAUGAAGUUGUGAGAACCAUUGUACAUUUGCUGUUAGAACAAGAAACAUCUGCAAAGUGAUCAAUGUUAACCAACCGCCGAUGGAAAGUAAACAUACCGACUGAUAUUGGAAGUUGCAUAUCCCUGUCAAACGAAUUCACCAAAAUUUAUCAAGGUGUGGCUGUUUUCUACAACAUAAUGCCCCAAUUAUACAUAUCCAUACACUUAUUUGGUGAAAUCCAAAUAUUGAUUUUCUUACUGUAAUAGCUUGAAUAGCUAAGUUUGUCUAUACGUGGAUGGGAUGCAAUGACUUUUAAGGGAAGGCUACAUGUAUUGUUACAUUUUCAAUUACAGGUUUCUCUGAGACUUAUUA